AUGGCGGUCUCUUUGGCGGCGCUGCGCAGAAUACUGGGUCAACAAAACCAGCAGAACACCGGCGGAAGCCUCUUCGCACAGCCCCAGCAGCAGUCCCAGCAGCAAAAUCUAGGCGGAAGUCUGUUCAGCCAACCCCAACAGCAACAGCAAAACACAGGCGGAGGUCUUUUCGGCCAAUCCCAGCAACAGCAGCAGCAGCAAGGACAGCAACAACAACAACAGCCAUCAUUCAACAACAGCUUGUUCGGAGCUUCCUUGCAGCCCGCACCGCCUCUGAACCAGUCUCAAGCGCAGAGCAUCCAACAGCAGCGUGAAGGUCUCCCUCAAUUACGGCAGUCUUCUGCGCAGCCUUUUGCUGCUGGGUCCGUCAAUGGUCACAGGGAGAAGUCGGUUGUCGAGCAGAUACGCAUCCUGAAUGAUAAAUGGGAUCCGAUGAACCCCAACUGCGUCUUCCAGCACUACUUCUACAACUCAGUCAAGCCCGAGGAAGCGCCCUUCUACGGUCCCUCUCCUGGCGAAGACGAGAGGAAGUGGGAGGAAGCUUUGUCCAACAAACCUAGCCCAGGCGCCAUUCCCGUCAUCGCUCGCGGCUUUGAGCAAGUUGCAGAGCGCAUUCGCCAGCAAGCCGCCGCCGUCACCGCCCUCCGAACCCGCCUGCACGAGAUCAACAACAGUCUGACGCUGCUGAAAGAUGCCCACGAGCUGAAUGUGGCGUCGCGCAUCACCGAAGCGAAGCGGAAGCACAUUGUCUUCACACAGCGGACACUGGCCCUAGCGACCAAGGUGCAGAUUCUGAGGAACCGUGGAUACGUUAUGGAUCAGCAAGAAGAAGAGCUGAAGAAGAAGCUCGCUGAGCUUGAGAAGGAGACAUUCGAUCCCGUGCUGGGAGGCCGCCAAGAGGAGAUCUGGGCACGCAUGUCGGGAGUGCGCGAGCGAGCGCGGAUACUACAAGAGGAGACGGAGAAGGUGGGCAAGUCGCUCGAGAGCCAGCAGAACGGCGAGCUUCUUUCCGAGGACGAUCAGAAGGCACUGGAGAAGCUCCUCAAAGACUACGACAGGCAACUCGAGCACCUCAAGAAGUGGGUCGACGACACCAAGGAGGAAUACGAGACGUGGGAGUCGGAGAAGGUGGCACGGCCAGCUAGGCGAUGAGCUUGAUGUUGGCUUUGGUUCUCGGUGUGCGUGUACGAUCUAUAGAGGUUUUGUAGACAUCCUUCUGGCGGGCAAAAUAGCAUUUCUGGAUACCAUGGAGGGAAGCAUAGCAAGCGGGUUUAAUCUAACGGUAGCGUCCAACGCGUACUACC
Parastagonospora nodorum SN15 is the source of this 1304-nucleotide messenger RNA. RefSeq lists its product as hypothetical. Lineage: Eukaryota; Fungi; Ascomycota; Dothideomycetes; Pleosporales; Phaeosphaeriaceae. Gene Ontology annotation, biological process: nuclear pore organization; protein localization to nuclear inner membrane; NLS-bearing protein import into nucleus. Bases 1 to 1152 code for a protein of 383 amino acids. Gene Ontology annotation, cellular component: nuclear pore; nuclear pore central transport channel. Gene Ontology annotation, molecular function: structural constituent of nuclear pore. The transcript has 3 exons. The record is from RefSeq and is a predicted model, not a curated record.